AUGUCCGCAAUCAAGCCAAUCCAGCUCUACGGUGGCAUCCUUGGCCCCAACCCUCUCAAGGUCGGCAUCAUUCUCACGCUCCUCGAACUACCUUUCGAAAGCGUCCCAGUCGAGUUCGCCAAGGUCAAGGGCCCUGAAUAUGAGGCCAUCAACCCGAACGGGCGCUUACCUUCCAUCCAUGAUCCCAACACCGGCCUGACAAUCUGGGAGAGCGGGGCCAUCGCCGAAUACCUGAUCGAAAGAUAUGACACUGAGGAGCCUCGCAAGCUGAGCUUCAAACCCGGCAGCGCGGAAGCCGAGCUCGCACGCUCGUUCCUGUAUCUCCAGGCCUCCGGCCAAGGCCCAUACUACGGACAGGGCUACUGGUUUAAGAAAUACCACUCUGAGAGAGUCCCGAGUGCAGUGGAACGCUAUGUUAAUGAAGCAAAGCGUGUCACAGGCGUGCUUGAUAAUUGGUUGAGCAAACAGAAAGAAGCCAAUAGUGAGAACCUCGGUGAUGGUCCUUGGUUGGUUGGGAACAAGCUAUCAUAUGCCGAUGUGGCAUUCAUUCCCUGGCAAAGGACAGCUGGCAUGGCAUUCACAGAGGAUGGAUUCGAUGUGGACGCUUUUCCGAAUGCGAAGGAUUGGCUCGAGCGCAUGACUUCCAAAGAGACGAUUAAGGCUGUUCUCGACUCUGCGGCCGAGCAAAUGGCCAAGAUAACCCAUAAGUGA
Penicillium lagena is the source of this 711-nucleotide messenger RNA. It is a transcript of the gene tpcF, whose product is annotated as glutathione S-transferase tpcF. The coding region runs from base 1 to 711 and encodes 236 amino acids. The transcript has a single exon. The record is from RefSeq and is a predicted model, not a curated record. Lineage: Eukaryota; Fungi; Ascomycota; Eurotiomycetes; Eurotiales; Aspergillaceae.